Notodromas monacha is the source of this 464-nucleotide messenger RNA. The record is from the annotation of a GenBank genome assembly. Lineage: Eukaryota; Metazoa; Arthropoda; Ostracoda; Podocopida; Cyprididae.
ACUCCGCAGUAUCCAACAGUGGGAAUAUAAAUAUGUAUGCUUCAAAAAAUAUCUAUUCGUAUUCGUGAAAUUUCCGGUAAUCAGUGAACUUUUAAAGACAUCAACUAUAGAAGAUGCCUCCGAAGCAGCCGAAACACAAGACCAAGUUCAACGCGGUAGAUUUGGUAUCGCAUUACAAAAAUAUGGUGACUUCUGAUGAAAAGCUGAGCAUGAGUGAGAACGCAGCCAUGUUUGAAGAAUACUGCCGGUUCAUCGAAGACGAAUACGGCCUCGUUGGCAAGAUCGUGACGCAUCGAGUGAGAAAAGAUACUGCGUUUUACUUGGAAGCACUCGAAAGGUAUGGAAAGACAAAAGAAGACGAACAAACCGCUGAAAAUUUACUGACGUUGACGUCUGAGAACAAGAACGACGCCAAGUUUCACACCGAACUUUGCCAUCGCCUCGCCGUCUUACUAUCCUUCUUC